AAUACAGAAAAAGCGGUGAGGCGUCGUUCGUAUUCAAAUUCCGAAGCUCUCUCACAGAGUUCGGUGAGAAAGAGAACCAUGGAGAUGGAGAGUGGCUCCAUGGAAACCCGCGAGGAGGGAUCAAAAUUAGGGUUAGGGUUUCCGUACUGGAUCCCCUCACGUCGGAGGUUCAAACCCGACGAUCUCUUCUUCGCCGCGGGAAACACGGAGCGCGAGCUCCUCGCCAAGCACGUUGCACUAGAUCUCACAGAAGAUGAGCGAUAUCAGCUUCAGAAAAUGGAAGUUGCAGGCGCCAACACUGUGUUUUGCCCAAUUGCUGGGUGUGGUGCACGGUUGGAUUAUCUAGAGGACUUUGAGGAUCACUAUAGAACCCGUCACACCGCCUCAUGCUCGGUGUGCUUUAGAGUCUAUCCAACAUCCCGUCUACUGAGUAUACAUGUUUCGGAAGCACACGAUUCCUUUUUCCAGGCUAAAGUUGCUCGCGGUUACCCAAUGUAUGAAUGCUUGGUGGAAAGCUGUGGAGUUAAGCUGAAGAGCUACAAAAGCCGCCAACAGCACCUCGUGGACAAACACAAAUUUCCUACCACAUUCGAGUUCUACAAGAAGGCACGGCCAUCAAAGCACCGACGUGAAAAAAAUCAGCGCAAGCAAGCUUUGUACAAGAGCGAGGAAACAAAAGAGAAGUAUAUGGAUGUUGAUGAGAAAACUCAAAAAAAGAUGCAUCAAAUAUAUAAACCAAAACAACCCAAAGAAGCAAAGGAGACGGAAAUGGAAGUUGAAGAGAAGAUAGAUGAUCUUGUCUCAGCCGUGUCUAAGCUGAGCACGUCGGACUCUUCUCCUUCAUCUGUAAGCUUCGGUCAUCGCCACGCGCGCGGCUUUGCUUUUGUCCCUCGGUCUAUUCGACAAAGUAGGAAGCAAGUUUCUCAACCCGAAGCACAGGGAUAGCGGUUAUCCUUACACAAGUGUUCAUGGUAUCGCACCUUCACAUUGUUGACUUUCUUUUCCCAUCAUUAAAGCUUGUUUGGUCUGGUUGGAGCUUUCGCAGAAGUAUUAUUGAAGUAGAGCUACUCAGAGAAGCUCUUAUAUGUUUCUCACUAAGAUCAUUUCAAGUUCGUGAGUUAGAAUUGAGAAACUUCACUAAGAGGUCGCGUUCGUCGUGGACAAGUUGUGUGAGAUCAAGAAAAGAAAUCGACGUCAUCCCUUUCUCGCAAGGACGGCUAUGGCGAAAUGUUCCCUUACCACAAACAUAUAAUGAGUUUAUAUUCAUGAUCCUUUUGUUUACUUCGUUUCGGAAAUCAUUUAGAUGUUUGUAUUUCGCUAAUCUUUCACCGAAAUAUAUUAUAGAAAACUCUUUUGCAUUUGCUUGCUUUGUACAUUGACUUUGCUUAA
Molecule: messenger RNA, 1389 nt
Organism: Ananas comosus (pineapple)
Lineage: Eukaryota; Viridiplantae; Streptophyta; Magnoliopsida; Poales; Bromeliaceae
Product: zinc finger protein 511
Exons: 4
Coding region: 79-945 (288 amino acids)
Source: RefSeq, a predicted model, not a curated record